AAAGAGCGGCUGAUUCAAACUCAGGGUCUCCGAAGGUCCCACAAGAGACCCAACUGACUGCCCUUCAUGGGCUGAUAUGAAUCCUCCCCCCCCUCCGUCCCACCUCCGCCCCGGACCGUAAUAACCGGCGGCACUGCGCAGGCGCCAUCUGCCUUGUUGCAGGAAGAAGGACGCUGAUUGGUCGCGCUCGGGAUGUCGGCAUUGGGCAGGAGGACUCCGAGGGGCGGAUCCUCCAAAGGAAAAGGCGGAACUAGUGGAGAGAAAAGGGCGUGAAGCCUCCACUUCCAGAAACAAAACGGGCAAAGAGGGAAGCUGCCUGAAUCAGCGACAGAGGAGGCCAUUUAAUGCAGGAGGACGGAGGAUGGCGGCGGAUGCAGGAAAGAGGCCCCGGCCGAGAGGAGGAGGAGGAGAGGAGGCCCCGCGGAGCAGCCCUGCCCUGUCCCAGAGCGGCUUCCCGGGAGACAGCGGGGAAAGGCCGGGGGGCUCUGGGGCUGCAGGAGGGAGGAGCCCAGGGGGAGCCCAGGAAAGGCGGCUGCCUGGAGAGCAUUGCAGGGAGGAGGAAAUGGGCGGAGACUCCAAGACGGGCCUGGAGGGCAGAGGCUCCUUCGGAAGACCCCCAAUGCCCCGAAGGAUCCAGGAGGGAGGAAGGAAACAUCAAUGCCCCGAAUGCGGAAAAUCCUUCAAAACAAUUGGCCAUCUUGAAAGUCAUUUAAGGAUCCACAUAGGAGAAAAACCUCAUAAAUGCUUUCAGUGUGGAAAGAGCUUCAGUCAGAGGGGACAUCUUUAUAAACAUCAAAGGAUCCAUUGGGUAGAAAAACCUCAUAAGUGCCUGGUGUGUGGAAAGAGCUUCAGUUGGAGGAGCAACCUUUAUACACAUCAAAGGAUCCACUGGGGAGAGAAACCACAUAAAUACCUUGAUUGUGGAAAGAGCUUCAGUAGGAGAGGAAGUCUGCACAGACAUGAAAGAAUCCAUUCAGGAGAGAAACCGUAUCAGUGCUGGGAGUGUGGAAAGAGUUUCAGUCAGAGAGGAAAUCUUUACAUUCAUCAAACAAUUCACACAGGAGAAAAACCACAUAAAUGCCUGGAGUGUGGAAAGAGUUUCACUCGGAGAGGAAAUCUUUACGUGCAUCAAAAAAUCCACUGGGGAGAGAAACCUUAUCAGUGCCUGGAGUGUGGAAAGAGUUUCAGUCAGAGAGGACAACUUUCCCAGCAUCAAACAAUCCAUUCAGGAGAAAAACCACAUAAAUGUCUUGAUUGUGGAAAGAGCUUCAAUUGGAGAGGAACUCUUUAUAGACAUCAAAGGAUCCACACAGGAGAGAAACCACAUAAAUGCCUUGAGUGUGGAAAGAGCUUCAAUCAGAGAGGAAAUCUUUACAUUCAUCAAACAAUCCACACAGGAGAGAAACCACAUAAAUGUCUUGAUUGUGGAAAGAGCUUCAGUAGGAGAGGAAGUCUGCACAGACAUGAAAGAAUCCAUUCAGGAGAGAAACCACAUAAAUGUCUGGAGUGUGGAAAGAGUUUCAGUCAGAAAGAACAACUUUCCCAGCAUCAAACAAUCCAUUCAGGAGAAAAACCACAUAAAUGUCUUGAUUGUGGAAAGAGCUUCAGUAGGAGAGAAACUCUGUAUGAACAUCAAACAAUUCACACAGGAGAAAAACCACAUAAAUGCCUGGAGUGUGGAAAGAGCUUCAGUCACAGAAGAAAACUUUCCCAGCAUCAAACAAUCCAUUCAGGAGAAAAACCACAUAAAUGUCUUGAUUGUGGAAAGAGCUUCAGUAGGAGAGGAAGUCUGCACAGACAUGAAAGAAUCCAUUCAGGAGAGAAACCACAUAAAUGUCUGGAGUGUGGAAAGAGCUUCAGUCAGAAAGAACAACUUUCCCAGCAUCAAACAAUCCAUUCAGGAGAAAAACCACAUAAAUGUCUUGAUUGUGGAAAGAGCUUCAGUAGGAGAGAAACUCUGUAUGAACAUCAAACAAUUCACACAGGAGAAAAACCACAUAAAUGCCUGGAGUGUGGAAAGAGUUUCACUCGGAAAAGAAAUCUUUACCUGCAUCAAAAAAUCCACUGGGGAGAGAAACCGUAUCAGUGCCUGGAGUGUGGAGAGAGUUUCAGUCAGAAAGGACAACUUUCCAAGCAUCAAAUGAUCCACUCAGGAGAAAAACCACAUAAAUGUCUUGAUUGUGGAAAGAGCUUCAGUAGGAGAGGAACUCUUUAUAGACAUCAAAGGAUCCACACAGGAGAGAAACCACAUAAAUGCCUUGAGUGUGGAAAGAGCUUCAGUAGGAGAGGAAGUCUGCACAUACAUCAAAGAAUCCACACAGGAGAAAAACCACAUAAAUGUCUGGAGUGUGGAAAGAGCUUCAAUCAGAGAGGAAAUCUUUACAUGCAUCAAAGAAUCCAUUCAGAAGAGAAACCGUAUCAGUGCCUGGAGUGUGGAAAGUGCUUCAGUCAGAAAGGACAACUUUCCAAGCAUCAAAUGAUCCACUCAGGAGAAAAACCACAUAAAUGUCUUGAUUGUGGAAAGAGCUUCAUUAGGAGAGAAACUCUUUAUAGACAUCAAAGGAUCCACACAGGAGAAAAACCACAUAAAUGUCUGGAGUGUGGAAAGAGUUUCAGUCAGAAAGGACAACUUUCCCAGCAUCAGAGGAUCCACUCAGGAGAAAAACCACAUUAAUGCCUGGAGUGUGGAAAGAGCUAUAUUGAGCAUAGUAGCCUCAAUCGACACCAAAGAAUUCACGUGGGAGAAAAAUCAUAAACACACCUGAGUGUGAGAAGAUCUUCAGUCACGGUGUAUCUCGGGAAUUGAAUUAUAUAUUUAAUUUGGCUAAGUGUGAAUAGACACCCUAGGAAUUCACCUAGUGCAUAUUCAUCAUCAUUAUAAUAAUUCCAAUAAGAGGAAUUAUUGCUCUUUACUCCAAAUGAUUAAAGAAGACAAUAAGGGUAAAUAAUAACUGCCAAAUAAGGGACUUUCUCAGGCUGAAUAAUAAAGGACUUUUUCAAUUGUACAUGCUAGAUUGUACAACUGGCUGAAAUUGUACCUUUUCACAACAGAGACGCAUGAUGCCAUGUGAAUGUUCUUUUAAUGCAAGGCUCAUUUCAGUGGUUAUGCUUAAUAUUAUGGGUUGUUACUGUCCAUGUCUCUGAUAUAACUGUAAUUGAGCAGGAUGAUUUCUUCCAAGGUGGAUUUCAUUUAAAUCACGUUGAUUUAAAUCAUGUCAAUUUAAAUCAUUAUGUAAACCGCUAUUAAAAAGAUUUAAAUCAACUUUUUAAAUCAUAAUUUUUUAAAAACAACUGUCAUGUCUGUCCCGCACCAGCUCCUCCUCUGAGCCGCUGUUGACUCGCCGACAGUCCCAUUUAUUUUAAUAGGGCGGCUGGUGAUGCAUCAGUGACACAACCAGGUGAGGGACGUGGCUGGCAGCAGGUGAGUGGAUGCCCUCUCACAGGCCCUGCCAUGAUGGAUCUGAAAUGACAGGUGCUCUUUAAUGUUAUAUUUAUAAGCUGCUUAGAAGGUUUCACUUCCAUUUUUACUGCUUGCCCUUCCCCCUCACACUUAGAGGCUGAGGGUACAGAUGCAUUUCUUUCCAAACAAUCAUACAGUUUGCAGUCUACAUACAGUAUAUUUGAAGGAAAAUGGGGAAAAGGAAUAUUCCUGCCCUUUGCCUGAUGAGUUAUCUCAUGAUUACUGUGAAACUCUGUGGAUGUAUCAAUGCAGUGCAUGUUAUUUCAGCUUGCGGUGCUUGGAUUCAUUGAAUGAGUUUAGCAGAAAUGUAAAUAUUGCAGAAUAUACAGCUUCAUGCUACAUAACUAAGCUCCAUUUCAACCUGAAUAAACUAAAUUAUUAAUGUAUCUUAAAUGGAAAAUUAUCUUUAUGAUUCUUGAUGAACGUAUCUUUUCUUUUAUGUACGCUGACAGUAUAUGCACCAAGACAAAUUCCUUGUGUGUCCAAUCACACUUGGCCAAUAAAAAACUCCUAUGCUAUGCUAUGCUAUGCUAUGCUAUGCUAUGCUAUGCUAUGCUAUGCUAUGCUAUGCUAUGCUAUUUGAAUAGCAUAGCAGAGCAGAGCAGAGCAGAGCAGAGCAUAGAAUAGAAUAGAAAUCCCAAUGGGAUUUUUAUCCCAAAAGUAUUUUAUUAAAAUAAAUUUGAUAAAAAAUAACAAAAAUAACACGGUGGGCCUGGUAGGCCUGUUUUCCGCCCUCCCCAGGUUCCAGAGGCUUUCUUGGAGCCUGGAGAGGGCGAAAACAGCCUUCCCCACCCCCCUGGAGGCCCUCCGGAGGCCCAAAACUCAGCUGGCCGGCCCGCGCAUUCAUGACGGAGCUGAGCUAGGGCAACGCUUGUGUGCCCACCCAUAUGGCUCUGGGUGCCUCCUGUGGCACACGUGCCAUAGGUUCGCCAUCACGGGCCUAGAGGUUGUGAUGGGGAGGAACCAGCUCUGACUCAACCAACCCCUUGGGUUUUUACUCCUAUCUCAAGAUCUAGUGAUGUGUUAUCUCUGACUUGCACUGGUGCACAAUCUGAGGACUCUCCUGGACUUGCAGCUUCUGCUCAAAGAGCAGGAGACAGCCAUACCUGGGGAGGGGGCUUUGCAUCUCUCUUGCAUGCCAGUUAUACCAUACUUAUUCCUGGACCAAGAGGCCUUGUUCAUAAUCAGUCAUGCCUUGAUCACUCUGCUUAACAAUUAAUUACCACAACACUGUCAAAUAAUUUACUAAGACUGUAUUACUAUUAUUCUUCUCUUCCUUACUAGUAUCUCUUUCCACUUAUUACUAUAACCAUGUUUCUUGUAUCUUUCAGUUUAUAUUGUUUUUAUUUGUUUCCUAGUACGAUUUGAUAGCUUAUUAGUAACCUUGACUAUUACUAAGUCUUGUAUCUUUUUAUUCUUGAUGUAUGUAUUUUAUUCUCUUUAUGUACACUGAGAGCAUAUGCACCAAAGACAAAUUCCUUGUGUGUCCAAUCACACUUGAUCAAUAAAUAAAUAAUUCUAUUCUAUUCUA
Molecule: messenger RNA, 4991 nt
Organism: Pantherophis guttatus
Lineage: Eukaryota; Metazoa; Chordata; Lepidosauria; Squamata; Colubridae
Biological process (GO): regulation of DNA-templated transcription
Molecular function (GO): DNA-binding transcription factor activity, RNA polymerase II-specific; RNA polymerase II cis-regulatory region sequence-specific DNA binding
Source: RefSeq, a predicted model, not a curated record